Messenger RNA from Medicago truncatula (barrel medic), 1966 nucleotides. Its product is annotated as protein NRT1/ PTR FAMILY 2.6. Gene Ontology annotation, biological process: transmembrane transport. Gene Ontology annotation, molecular function: transmembrane transporter activity. NCBI's taxonomy places the organism in Eukaryota, Viridiplantae, Streptophyta, Magnoliopsida, Fabales, Fabaceae. Bases 235 to 1884 code for a protein of 549 amino acids. The record is from RefSeq and is a predicted model, not a curated record. Gene Ontology annotation, cellular component: membrane. The transcript has 4 exons.
AAAGACCAUAUGUUCCCGAACAAUCUCAUCCAAUCAACAUCACUUUAGUCACUUCUGUAGUUUUGCAUAGAUAAAUUCUUUAUUCAUUUCAACAAAAAGUUACCAAUUCUCCACGUUUUCGACAAAGGCUUAUAAUUAAGGAAAAAACAUAGUUAACUAUAAAGUGGAAAUCAACAUUUCCUAUAAAAGGAACACACCCGGUUUGUAAAAGAGCACACAAAGUGAAGUGCAACAAUGGAUGGUAAGGUAGAAGCAUCCUCAAAAGAAGCAGAUGAGAGCUUGAGUAUUGGGAGCAAACGUGGUGGUUGGAUAAGUUUCCCUUUCUUCAUUGGUAUGAUAACGGGGUUGUCACUUGCAAGCACUGGAAUUGUUGGAAACUUGAUUGUAUAUCUUAUAAGUGAAUUCAAUAUCAAGAGCAUCAAUGCAGCUCAGAUUGUAAACGUUGUUGUUGGAAGCACAAGUCUAUUUCCACUUGUUGCAGCAAUCCUUGCUGACUCUUUCUUUGGCUCAUUCUUAGUUGCCUUUGCUUCUUCUUGUGUUGCUUUGCUGGGCACAAUUCUAUUAUUCUUGACGGCAACUAUUAAUUCACUAAAGCCUCAUCCAUGUAGCAAUGAUUCAUCAAUCACAUGCAAACCACCAACAGGAAUCCAAUAUACAGUUUUAUACAUAAGCAUAGUGUUAAUAUCAAUUGGUUUUGGUGGUUCACGUUACACAGCAGCAUCACUAGGAGCCAAUCAAUUUAACAAACCAGAACAUCAGGGAAUAUUUUUCAACUGGUUCUUUUUCGCUUUCUAUGUUGCUUCAGGAGCUGCAUUAACUGGAAUUAUUUACAUUGAAGAUAAUUUGGGUUGGGCUACAGGAUUUGGUAUCUGUGUUGUGGCUGCUUUUGUUGGUGUGGUUAUUUUUUUGUCGGGUUAUCGAUUUUAUCGAGCCGAAAAGCUUCAAGGAAGUGCGGUUUUGGAUUUGGGACGUGUUUUUGUUGCAUCUGUUCGUAAGUGGAAGUGUAAGCUCUCAUCUAGAGUUGAGGAUUACUAUACUACCAAUGGUGAUGAUGUUAUGGUUCAAGUGCUACCUCCAGUUACACCAGGAAAAAGAUUAAGGUUCUUCAAUCGGGCAUCUCUAAUAACUGAUGCAGACCUAAAAUCAGAUGGCUCAGUUAAAAAAUCAUCAUGGAGACUAUGCACAGUUCAACAAGUGGAUGAUUUCAAAAAAAUAAUUGGAAUCCUACCAUUGUGGUCUUCAAGUAUAUUCUUAGCAACUCCAAUAGCAAUCCAAAGUUGCUUGGUUGUACUUCAAGCUUUAGUCAUGGAUCGUUCAUUAGGACCCCAUUUUAAAAUCCCAGCUAGUUCUGUUUCUGUUAUAGUCUUGAUAUCAGCACCCAUUUUCCUCACAUUUCUUGACAGAGUGCUAUUACCAGGUUGGCAUAAGGUUACCAGGAAAAUGCCUAUGCCGCUCCAACGAAUAGGAGCAGGACAUGUGUUGACUGUUCUUGGCAUGGUUGUCUCUGCUCUUGUUGAAUCAAAGAGACUCAAAUUAGUACAUGUGCAUAAUGUUUCCAUGUCUGUGUUAUGGUUGUUUCCACAGUUAGUGUUGGUUGGUAUUGGAGAAGCUUUUCAUUUUCCUGGACAAGUUACAUUCUACUACCAACAAUUUCCACAAUCACUUAAGAACACAUCAACAGCAAUGAUUUCAAUGCUUAUAGGAAUUGCUUUUUAUUUGAGCACUGCUUUAAUUGACCAAGUUCGUAGGAGUACUGAUUGGUUACCUGAUGAAAUAAAUCAUGGCAAGGUUGAUAAUGUGUAUUGGAUGUUAGUAGUGUUUGGAGGUAUCAACUUUGUGUAUUACCUAUUGUGCUCUAUUUCUUACAAGUAUGAAAAUGUUUAGGAUGUGAUGUUAUGAUAAAUGUGGUUCUAUGGUUGGAAUAAUAAGUAAUAAUGAUAAUAUGUUCAUUUUUUGAUUUGUUGAA